GAAGCAGCUUUUCCAGUGCAGCCGGUGCACAGCCCUGGCUCCUUGGGAACUGCCCCUGAGUGGAACUCUGAACGCCGAGAAGGUGUCUUCCCUGGGCAAGGACUGGCACAAGUUCUGCCUGAAGUGUGAGCGCUGCAACAAGACGCUGACCCCGGGUGGGCACGCUGAGGUAAGGGCUGCCGGGGCGGGCAGGGUGGGAGCUGAGCUGGCACAUCCCGGUGGGAUGGGAAUCCCAAGAACAGGGCUGGGACACAUCUCUGAUGCCGUGCAAGCCCAGGAGAACACCCUGCCGCUUCAACCGCUGCUGCUGCAGCUCAGGGUGCUCAGUGCACAGCCCUGGGCGAGCCACGGAGUGGUGCUGGCAGCCCGUGCGCUGCCCCUGUUCCGGCAGCCGGGGCUCGCUGCAGCUGCCGUGGGGCUCGGCACGCCCCAGGAAACACCCGCAGCUCUGGGCAGACUUGUUCGGGCACCUCCCGGGCUUCGGAGCCGUGUGUGUGCUGAACCUGCGGUCCAAAAGCCCAGGAAUGGGGAAUGCCCGUGUUGCCACGGCAACGGGAGCUGGGCGCAGAUGCUCUGUGCUCCCUGCAGCCUGUGCUGGAGCGCGAUGCUGCUGCCACUCCCCAGCGCUUGGGAGUGUGAAGGCGAACCCUGCUGGAGCUCGCAGCUGCCCGGGCUGAGCUGGAUGUUGGUUGUGUCCCUGUGUGACACCCGGCGCCUGGGUUUGCUCGGCAUCUGUCAUUCCGCGGUGUCACCAGCUCCUUAGCCCGGCUGUAGCAGGCAAGGGCAGCAGCGGGGACAGCCGUGCUGGUGGCCCCCAGCGAGGUGGAUCCGUGCUCCAGGCCGGGUUAAGGCCGGAAGGUUUGCUGCUUCUCCAUAUAAGGUUGGGUUCUGUUCCCAUAGGGGACGGCAGCCAAGCCCCACUGACUGUGCCGGCAGCAGAUUUGGCCCUUCCCUGCUUUUUCUCCCUCCUUUUGAGGAGGCUAGGUUGGGAAGGUGUCGUGGGGACAACAGUUCAAUGUUUACCCUCCCCUGUGGCACGGUGGCACCGUGAGCACACUCAUAUUUCUGUUCAGCAGCCUCAUUGCCCUGCCCCACCUCUGGCUGUGCCAGCACCUCUGCCCAGCUGCCACCCUGCCCUUCGUGGGCAAGGAGUCCAGAGGGUGGAACAUGGGGCACGGGGCAGGAGCACGGGGCAGGAACACGGGGCAGGAACAUGGGGCAGAACAUGGGGCAGGAACAUGGGGCAGGAACACGGGGCAGGAACACGGGGCAGGAACAUGGGGCAGGAAUAUGGGGCAGGAACAUGGGGCAGGAGCACGGGGCAGGAACACGGGGCAGGAGCACGGGGCAGG
This is a messenger RNA of Cyanistes caeruleus (blue tit), 1352 nucleotides long. The record is from RefSeq and is a predicted model, not a curated record. Lineage: Eukaryota; Metazoa; Chordata; Aves; Passeriformes; Paridae.